AUGGAGCUGCUUACGAUAGAGAGUUCAAAGGAUCUGUGCAGCGACAAGACUCCUGAGCUCGAUUUUCUGGCUGGGCUGCUUCAAGAUGCAUCGCACUUUCGCGCCCUCAUCGCCAUAUGGGCCUGUUCUGGAUAUGGUGCUGAGCGCGCAGAUACCACUGCGGCCUGCAGUGACAUACAUGCUUUUGGUCUGCAAUUCACAAUUUUACAGCACGGUCAUACAGAAGCCCCGCAAGCUCCAAGCUGCCAGUGCACUACGCCGAACGAAGGCUGCGGCACAAAUUUCCGACCUUCUACGGCAACAAUUGCGUCAAGAAUCUACAAAGCGCACAGCCCGCCGGCGUCACGCGGUCACGCUACUACUUUCAGCAAUACGAUCGCGUGGUGGGUGCGGCCUCUCGACCAUGCACAGGUUCACGCAUGUGGUGAAGAAGCAUCGAUGACGGCAAUGGCCACCUGUGAGCAAUCAUUACUCCUGACACGCACGCAGGAUCCCUGGACGAAAUUCAUCUUGGAAGGAAUGCUAUCCAAGCUUGUGUUGAUGCAAGCUCUACAAACCUUCAUAAAGUCUUCGGAAAGAUUUCGCUGCCAGAAUGACAGGUGCUGUGGCCGAGUGGUCUAA
Dissoconium aciculare CBS 342.82 is the source of this 621-nucleotide messenger RNA. RefSeq lists its product as uncharacterized. The transcript has a single exon. The record is from RefSeq and is a predicted model, not a curated record. Lineage: Eukaryota; Fungi; Ascomycota; Dothideomycetes; Mycosphaerellales; Dissoconiaceae. Bases 1 to 621 code for a protein of 206 amino acids.